Messenger RNA from Diprion similis, 1797 nucleotides. RefSeq lists its product as uncharacterized. Lineage: Eukaryota; Metazoa; Arthropoda; Insecta; Hymenoptera; Diprionidae. The transcript is spliced from 6 exons. The record is from RefSeq and is a predicted model, not a curated record. The coding region runs from base 339 to 1298 and encodes 319 amino acids.
AUAGGGAAGGAGGAACGCGUUUCGUCUGCACUACAUUCCGAGGUGUUGUGGGAAGGGAAGAACGAUUUGUUGGAAACUCGGGCGUUUCACGGGGAGCGCGGUAUUCGAACGUAAAGAGAUCGCGCCUGAUGCGGGGAUCCACAGUUGUCGCCGAACCUCGAUCGUCGCGUUAUCUCGGCUCUCCGUCGUUUACAAUCUAGUCAGUCUGAGUACCCUGAGUAGUUGGAAUACACACAAUCGAAGCACGUCUCGAUAUCUGUCAGAGCGCAAAACGAUAUUGGCUUGAAAGUACGGAAAGGAGAGUUCGGACAAGCAAGGGAAUAUUGAUUGAAGAGGAGAUGCCGUUCUUUAAGAAACUGCGAAGGUUCUCCAAGCAUAAGAAGCUCUGCGAGGAAUGGGCUCUCGCCAACAGCCGCGAGUGCGUCGAGGGGGGAGUCGGGGGUGGCGGGGGGCAGGAAGAUGCCGAGGAUCCGGCGGAGGCCACCUUUGCUCUGAAAUACCUGGGAAGCACCCUCGUCGAGACGCCCUCCAGCGAGGAGGCCACCGCCGAGGCCAUCAAAACCAUCAUCACCAUGGCAAAGGCGAGUGGAAAAAAAUUGCAGAGGGUAUCCCUGGCGGUUAGUCUACGGGGAAUUCGCAUGACCGAUGUGGCAACGGAAGAGGAUCAGCUCCAGGUCUCGAUUUACAGGAUCUCUUACUGUUCGGCUGACGCGACUCACGAUCAUGUUUUCGCCUUUAUUGCGACAAAUCUCAACGAGACGAUGGAAUGUCACGCUUUUCUGUGCCCUAAGAGGAAAAUGGCUCAGACUGUCACUCUCACGGUGGCUCAGGCCUUCAACACAGCGUAUCAAGCCUGGCAGCUGACUCAAGUCGAUCCUCGUAUUCACCACACGACUGAUAAGAGCCCUCCGAUGACCGACGAGAAUUGCAUUGAAUAUCACGACAAAAUCGUCAACGAGAUGAAAAACAACGAGAUGCAUAACCGACAGAAUAAUCAAAAUGUAAAACGAAACAACAUCAACGAGACUCAGAAGAAUCUCUUGAUCGAUUUAUCGUCCGAUUCCAAGCCAAAGGAAAAAUCGUGGGUUUGCUUCGAGGAGGAAACAGCACUGGACAACAAAAACACCCGGAACAACAACUCGCCGACGAGCAUCCCGAUGUCGACCCUCAGAGCGACGUCCACGUCCACGUCGACGUCGACGUCGACGCGCCUCGUCACUCCGAGACCUUCACCUUCGCCCUUGGCCGGGCAGAACGCCUGGGGCGAGUCCAGGUCGGUCGACCUGAUGUGCUCGUAGCCCUUAUAGCCUAGGGCCGACAACUUCCGCGAUGUGCCCCUCAUCACCGGACUCUGGAAGCACCUUUCGGCCAGCGGUAUACCGAGGAAGUUUUCCUCCUAAAUUCUGAACCUGAGACGUGCGCCAACCACCCCGAGGGAUAAGUCCGCUCCGUUAUUGCCCUCCUUGCGAAGAUCCUGCGGAUUGAGGGAAUGGAUGGACCGACAGAUUGCGGUUUUUCUGAACCCUCAAUUUUUGAAAGCACGAAUUUUGGAAAUUGUAAUUAUUGCAGGGGUGACUCUGAUGCUGUGGCUAGAAUUAAUCACCUUGCAACAGCUGCAAAAAAUUCGCGAUUUUUACAAACUUUGAUAUAUUUUACCCGGAAAUUGUUUGGACGGGAUGAAGUUUAGUGGAAGGCGUGUACCCGUGAAGAAGCGGAAAAUAUUUGAGAAGAAAUUGCUAGUGAGAAUUCUAAUUUUUGGUUUCAAUGCGAAGGAAAUAAAAAAUAGAGAAGCGCGGA